Molecule: messenger RNA, 2442 nt
Organism: Lates calcarifer (barramundi perch)
Lineage: Eukaryota; Metazoa; Chordata; Actinopteri; Centropomidae
Product: probable C->U-editing enzyme APOBEC-2
Exons: 4
Coding region: 233-991 (252 amino acids)
Biological process (GO): cytidine to uridine editing
Cellular component (GO): nucleus; cytoplasm
Molecular function (GO): RNA binding; cytidine deaminase activity
Source: RefSeq, a predicted model, not a curated record
CUUGUACUAUUUUCCUCCUUUGCGCUCCCCUACCCUCACUACCAUUCCACUCCUCCUCCUCACUUGCUCUCCCUUCCUUUUUGCUUGCCUUCUGUUUAGUCAUUUUUUUUGUUUCAAGUCUUCUGUCCUUAUCUCUUGUCUUUAUCUAUUUCAAGUCUUAUCUUUUUUUCCAUAAUAAUUUCUACACAGACUUCCUAAACUUGCAAACUCUCCAGACAGUCAUUCAUUCACCAUGUCUGACAAAAGUCAUAUGCAAAUGAAAAGAAAAGAGAGAAAAGACAAAGAAGUGGCUGAAACGACUAAGGAUGUAAAGGAAGCGAAGUCUGAAGGAGAGAAGACCGAGAAUAAUGGAGAGGCCCCGUCAGCUGAGGCGGCAGCAGCCAGUGGUGCAGUAGCAAAUGGUCAGAAUGGAGAUUUUCAGGUGGAGCCAAUGGAACUCCCUCCAUUUGAAAUCAUCACAGGGGACCGGAUUGAUCCGCACAUCUUUAAGUUCCAGUUUAAAAAUGUGGAAUACUCCUCAGGCCGCAACAAGACCUUCCUAUGUUAUCUGGUGGAUAAAGGGAACACAGCCGAUGGGCUGCUGAGGGGCUAUCUGGAGGAUGAGCAUACCGGCUCUCAUGCUGAGGAAGCUUUCUUCACACAGUGCCUGCCACACUACGACCCUGCACUCAAAUACACAAUCACCUGGUAUGUGUCCUCUAGUCCCUGCACUGCUUGUGCAGAAAAGAUUGCUGAGGUGUUGAAAGCCAGGAAAAACAUCAAGCUGAGCAUUUUUGCUGCUCGGCUGUUUGAGUGGGAGGAAGCAGAGAUCCAGGCAGGGCUGAGGGCCCUGCAUGCUGCUGGCUGUAAGCUGAGGGUCAUGAAGCCUCUGGACUUCUCCUACACCUGGGACACGUUUGUGGAGAAUGAGGAUCAACCUCUGAACCUGUGGGAGGACUGCAAAGAAAACUAUGAAUAUUACCAUGAGAAGCUGGCUGACAUUCUACAGUGACCACAGGAUCCAGUAUGGAGUGUGUGCCCCCUGAUCAUCAGCAUUACUGCUUUACAGAUGAUUCAUGUUGAUGUGACAGAAUAGCUGUGUGUGGAUGAGUCAAUGUGUUUCCUUUUUUUGAGUGUGUUCAUGAAUGCUAUAAACACACUUUCUGUGCCCACAGCAUCUAGCAGUGACCCCAACAUGUGGUUUCCACUCUGGGAUCAUCCUGCUAUCAUACAUUAGUGCUUUACUUGUUUGGAAUAGUUUUUGUUUUUUGCACAUUUUUGCACAAAGUGAUUUGAAUGAACUACUUGGAAUAUUUCUGGUUUCAAGAUGUUCAUAUGUGUUGUACACUAACAGCCACAACACUGAAACCGGUACAACUACAAUAUUAAAACUAUUAACUGGUUUUAAUGUUGUGGCUUAUCCGCAUAUAUCAUGUAUAGAAUACAGAGGAUGCUGGUUUGUCCAGAUCCUUGUAGACCUGAUUGUAAGGUUCCUCCAUAUUUAGAGUUAACCCAGCAGCAGUUAACCUACUCUCUGUAGGGCUUGGUUUGUGUGUGUGUGUGUGUGUGUGUGUGUGUGUGUAUGUGUGUGUGUGUGUGUUCGUAUGACUGUGUAAGUUAACUGACUAUGAUAAACAUUGUAUUGAGUUGAGCACUGUGAGAAAGUGAUGGCACUGAAAUAACUGAACUCCACCUUUAGUCUUCUGGACAACACUCUCACUACAAACUGUGAAAGUUCAAAUGAAUAUCAUUCAUAUCUGUUUAUAUGACAGGUUUACCUGUUUGGGAACUUAGGUUUUAAAAACAUUGACUGACAGCUCCUAGUUUGCCCCCCGACGUGAAAAGGUCAUUAGAACUUAAUCUGAAUGUAGUGCAUAUUCCCAAAUACAUUUGAACUGAAUCUAACCACCAGAAGCCAGCUGACACACAUUGAACAUAUGGCUUUCCAGGCCACUGACUGUGUGUCUGCAUCAGAGUAUCAGAGUAUCUCAGAUGUAUUUUUUAGUCGUCUGUCUCACACAUCUGAUAGAACUAAUCCUAUUUUAAUCAAUCCAGUUGUUACAUAGCCAGCUAUGUAGCCCCUGUGUAACAAUUUGAUUAAAAUGUCUUGCUUGCAUGUCUUACAUCUAUAUGCACGUAAACAUGACCCAAAAUGUAGCUUUGUGAUCAAAAUCCAUUUUCCUGUGUUUUGUAAAUGUAACUGCAGUGAUUGUGUAUUGGGCUCUGAGCACUUCCAAAACGUGACCUACAACUCAAUACUGUGCCGACACAAACAGAGCACUGAAGCUGCUGCUGAUGCUGCUGCUGCUUCUGCUCACACUAUGCUUCCUGUGUAGAUAUGGUGUGAGGCUCUGGGGCUAGUUCAGUCUUUUUUGUUCAGAGUCAUCUGUUCAGAUCCAAAUCAUGUAUCUGUAUUUAACUGCUGUUGCUCUGUUCUUUCACUAAUAAACAGAUUGAGUAGUU